UGGAUUUGGUAUUUUAUACCAUAUGUGAAGAUGUUAACAAACAUUUUUCAGUCAUCCUGUGUUCAUUGCCCAACGUUAAAGUGGACUGGCGAUGCUAUUACCAGCAGACAACAGAGGGAGACAUGUGUAUUAAAUGAAGCCAAGGUGGAGUGUUAGAGUGAAAGUAAAUAUUGAUUGACUGCAUUUCGGAACAGAGAAUUUAUCGGGAAGCAUUAGCGUGCACAUGCAUCAACCUCUCUACAAAUAAACGGAAUUGUAUUUACUGUGUCAUCAUUUGAAAUGACAUUUGUCUGAAUUGAAGAUAGUAGCUAAUACUACUUUAACAAAAAGCUUUUAUCUAAUUACGAUCAUUGCGAGUGACUUAACAAUGCAGGGCAGUAUCAUGCAAACCAAUUGACAUGUCGACAUUCCUCGAUAAAAGUCGGCAUUUGAUAUGACAUACUGAGACUGCUAGCUGGAUUGACGUGACGCAGCAAUAGUUUCUCUCACCAUGUCUCGUGUUCAGCCACAGCAGGCAUCAUCUUCAUCUUCAUCUGAUGGAAAGAAAGAAACAACCAACUCAAGAUCUGUCCUACAACUACUUAGACCAGGGUUAAUCUUGAUGCGUGUUUGUGGAAUAAGCACUGGUCCACAUGUUACUGUGGAGAAUAUAGGAUGUACUGACGACCGUUUCAGACUGCUUCACAAAGAUGGCUGGUUCCAUAUACUCUACUGUGUCCUCAUAAACUCAUAUCUUUGGAUCUACACAGGAAUACUUGCCUGUAACGUUGCACUACUUGUACCGAUGUCAAGCGAAUGGAUAAUAGUUUUUCAAAUAAUGGCUCUGAAUUGUAUGGCAUCUGGGUUGUGUACUUGGGCCUCACUGAACUAUCGAGAUGCAACAUACCAGUCUUGGUGUAAGGAUUUCUAUUUAUAUGAACAACGUUAUGGUGUUCAUGAAAAUAUGAAAAACAUGGUAAAGAAAAGCAGGAUGGUUGUUGCGUUUGUGAUGUCCUCUGGUAUUUGUGUGACAGGAGUGAUGUUCACGUAUGUCCUUGUCAUCCAAGAAGUUGGAGAGCUUACUUUCGUUAAUGCUUUGGGAUGGUUGAACUAUUUGAUAUCAAUCAUCAAUUAUUUCAUUUACUCCAUUUUAACAACGAGUUCUUUUGUGGGUGCAGUGAUUGGAACAUACCCUCUUUGUUCUGAACUUGACGUGAUAAACAUAAUUAUGAAACGAUGCGUCGAACAAAACAUGAAUCAUCAAGAAAACCAGACAUUCAGAUCGGAAUGUGCCCCUGAAUAUCAGUGUGUAAAACUAACGGACAUAAUACGUCGACAUAAGCACAUCUGUUCUUUAAUAUCUGGGUAUGGUGACUCUAUUGCAUACUUUCAAUUCGGAACGUUUUUCAUGUCACUGCCGCUGUCAUGCUUUUCACUGUAUGUCCUCCUGACACGUAUGGAAUCACAAAAUAAUGUUUUUCUGUGUACGUUUAUCCUGGUCUCUUGCAGUGUGUCGUUCAUCGUGAUGUCCGUGACAGGCGUGAGGGUCAACGUAAAGGCUCAUGCUGCACUUCAAUGCGUCUUAAAGAUCUCGACGGCCGACCUCAGCGAAACAACCAUGAGAGAAGUGAACCAGUCCACAAGCCUGCUCACUGGGACAACAAUUGGCUACAGCGUGUAUGGUCUCUUUACCAUCACUCCAUCGAAUCUUCUAACGAUUGUUGGAACUUUGGUUACCUACUUUGUCGUGGUUCUGCAGUUUCGUGCGCCAGACUGCGAGACGAGUCUUGACAUAUUGUGGCAGGAUCUGGUGGCCAAUGUUACUCUACUUCUGGAGGGUAUGCGUAAUGCCACGUCACAUACAUAGGUGCAUUUACACAUCAUGUAAACAUGUGCCUAUUAUUUCUUCAACAACUUCUUCUUGUUGCUUCACUGUCGAUAUUAUUUUCAGUGUGCUAGUAAAACUAUAUAUUAUGUCUGUUGAAACAAUUGUGGGUAAGGUAGACAUCUUGAUUGGUUUGGAAGUUUACAUUUUGCAAUGGCAUAAUACCGUUUAAUUAAA
Messenger RNA from Haliotis rufescens (red abalone), 2041 nucleotides. RefSeq lists its product as uncharacterized. Gene Ontology annotation, biological process: sensory perception of taste. Lineage: Eukaryota; Metazoa; Mollusca; Gastropoda; Lepetellida; Haliotidae. Gene Ontology annotation, cellular component: membrane. The record is from RefSeq and is a predicted model, not a curated record. The coding region runs from base 491 to 1846 and encodes 451 amino acids. The transcript has 4 exons.